This is a messenger RNA of Chinchilla lanigera (long-tailed chinchilla), 1523 nucleotides long. It is a transcript of the gene CUNH8orf82, whose product is annotated as chromosome unknown open reading frame, human C8orf82. Bases 18 to 683 code for a protein of 221 amino acids. The transcript is spliced from 3 exons. The record is from RefSeq and is a predicted model, not a curated record. Lineage: Eukaryota; Metazoa; Chordata; Mammalia; Rodentia; Chinchillidae.
GCUUCCGACACGGAAGGAUGUGGCCGCCGCAUUGUGGGGCCCUUCGGAGCUUGUCCUUGUCCUUAGCCUUGGCACGAUCACAGGGAACUCGGACCUAUAGUAAGGACAGGGAUGUCGCCUACACGCAGGGCCAGAGCCCGGAACCACGGACCCGCGAGUACUUUUACUACUUGGAUCAUCAGGGCCAGCUCUUUCUGGAUGAUUCCAAAAUGAAGAACUUCAUCACCUGCUUCAAAGACCUGCAGUUCCUGGUCACCUUCUUCUCCCGCCUGAGACCCAAUCACAGCGGGCGCUACGAGGCCUCUUUCCCCUUCCUCUCGCCCUGUGGGCGAGAGCGCAACUUCCUGCGCUGCGAGGAUCGGCCGCUGGUCUUCACACACUUGCUGACAAAGGGUGACGGGUCUUCUUGCCUCUCCUACUGCGGCGGGGGCGAGGCCCUGGUCGUGCCCUUCGAGCCAGAGCGCCUGCUGCCCCUGGCGGCCAACGGGCGCCUGUACCACCCAGCCCCGGAGCGCGCGGGCGGCGUAGGUCUGGUACGCUCUGCCCUGGCCUUCGAGCUCAGCGCCCACUUCGAGUACCCGCCCGGCGACCCCACGCUGCCCUCGCACGUACGCUGGCGGGGCCGCCGGCUGGCCCUUACCUUGGACUUGGCCCCACUGUUCACUUCGGCCCAGCAGUUCUGACUCGCAGCUGGCGCACCCCCCACAGCCUCCCGCUCCUUCCCAGUCCUCCCCAAGAGCUCUCUGGAUUGGCUUGCGCGGGCGACGUCAGCCCGGGACAGCAGGCGGGGCCCCGGUGCGCGUGCGCGCCCUCCCCUCCCUCCCAGUUGCUGCUCCGGCCCAGCUGUCACUGGCACCGCGGGGAGCCGCACGUCGCGGGAGCGUCAGGUGAGCGGGCCCUCGGGGGACCAAGGUCGCCAGUCUUGGGGACGCAAUCCAGGCACUAUCUCACGUCCGACCUGUGGGCACGGCGCGAAGGGCGUGCAGACCCGUGAGAUAGAGGGAGCGUGGAGGCCACGCCCUCUGACGGGCCCAGGACCCACUGGUGGAGGAUGCGGACCGGGAAGGUCGAGCGGGACCCAGGUGCCAGGUCCUAAGUGCUGACGCGAGAUACUGCUCGGCGGGCGCAUAGCCCACUCCGUCCCUUCUACCCAGAUUGGUGCCUGGGAUGCUGACGCCCUGCCCCCGCCCAGCCGGAUUAGGGGGCUUUCCACUGGUAAAAGGAUUUCCAGGCUCUUCUCUCCUGAGGCCCUUGUUCCUGCCCCACGUCUCUUCUACACCAGUGUGCACGAAGGGGGUCCGCGUAAGCAGCAGCGCCGAGCCUGAGGAAACCAUGGUUUUGCUGCUGAUGGGCGGGCGGGCAAGUCCUGGAGUCAGGGCCCACCCCUUCAGGCUCAGAAAGGUGACUCCCAGGACCCCAGAUAAUGCUCCCAGCUUCCUGAAGCUCACAUGGAUUGUGAGACACCUGGGAACUGCUGCUGUCUGAGCCAAAGCUGUUCUAUUAAAACUUUAUUGCUGCACUUA